AUGGCUUCCUCCAGGUGGUCGCUUGAAGGCUUCAGGGCCGUCGUGACAGGUUCCACGAAAGGCCUCGGCUUCGCCGUGGCCAAGGAGAUGCUUGAGCUGAAGGCCGAGGUCGUCAUCGUGUCCCGGAAAUCCGAAGAGGUGGAGGAGACCUGCGCAUCUCUGGCCAGGGAAACGAAGCGAUCGAUUCCUGGCAUUGCUGCCGACAUCUCGACGAAGGAAGGCCGUGAGGCGCUGGUUGCCUAUGUGCAGGAGCUUUGGGGUGGUUCCCUGGAUGGCCUGGUGAACAAUGUCGGCACAAAUGUCCGGAAGCCCAUCCACGAGGCCACAGAGGAGGAGUACCACAACAUGAUGCGCACCAACAUCGACUCCUGCUGGUUUCUCUGUAAGAUGUUCAAGCCCAUGCUCGAGCGCUCAUCGCGGGCCUCCGUUGUCAACAUCUCGAGCGCCGCUGGUGUGCGGAGCACCGGCACAGGGUCUGUCUACGCCAUGACAAAAGCCGCCGUGGCGCACUUAGCCUGCUCGUUGGCGUGUGAAUGGGGACCCCUCGGUAUCCGGGUGAACUGCGUUUGUCCCUGGAUGGCGCGAACCCCACUUUUGGAGGAGGCCGUUCGCCAAAACCCGAAGCAGCUCGAGGAUGUGAAGAAAGUCACUCCGCUUGCUCGCCUUGGUGAGCCGGAGGACACGGCGGGCACGGUGGCCUUCCUUUGUAUGCCGGCAGCUGCAUACAUCACUGGGCAGGUUAUUUCAGUGGACGGCGGGAUUUAUGCGCAAGGCUUUCGUGGGCCUUGCGUUGCCGAACCACAGGCGUGA
Messenger RNA from Symbiodinium sp. CCMP2456, 810 nucleotides. Lineage: Eukaryota; Dinophyceae; Suessiales; Symbiodiniaceae. The record is from the annotation of a GenBank genome assembly.